Molecule: messenger RNA, 3647 nt
Organism: Bombyx mandarina (wild silkworm)
Lineage: Eukaryota; Metazoa; Arthropoda; Insecta; Lepidoptera; Bombycidae
Source: RefSeq, a predicted model, not a curated record
CUUGUGUCUCAGGGUGGUUGGCUACAUUAACGUGGUUGAUGUCUAUGGGCUACAAUGACCUGCUAAAAUUAGGUGAGCUGUGGGCUCGUCCCGGUCCCAGUCCUGGUCGAAACAAAUCAGGCAAAUGAAAAGUCGACUGAAGCCGACCAUUUUCCGGUGAACCAUUUAUUGCCCAUUUUUGGACCCUGAUGGGAGAUAAUGUAGUGGUUUUAUUCUAGGCCCAAACCAUACAGUAAUUCAAUUAGCGUUAUGGAAACUUCUAUUGUAUACCUAAAAUGGUUUCAUUUUAGAAAAUGACUUCAGAAGAACACUUUCCAGUCAAAAUGAAAGACGCGAUCAGCAUAAAUCUAGAAAAUGAAGAAUUACAUUUAAAAACGAAACUGGAAGUCAAUAAUUAUGCUACUAGUGAAGGUCAAACUUCAGUAGCAUUUCAACAAAAUAAUGUUCAAGAUAUACGCAUCCAAUGUAAUGAACAAUCUGUCCAAAACAAUCACCCUCAGGUAGACUGUAAUGAGACAAACGAUCAUGGAAGAAUUAAUAAUAUUGCCGAUAAUCAGACUUCGAUCGAAAUUAAAGAUAGCUCAAAUAUAGAAGAAGAAAAUAUAGAAGAUCAAUCAAUAAACCUUAGUAAUUAUGAUAAUCCCGAGACAAAAACACAAAUAACAGAUGUACUAGUUGCGAACCAAGAUGAAAAUGCAUCUCAAAACAAAGAUUUGAGUAAAAUCAAUAUAAAAUCGUAUAUAGAAUUAGAAGGAAACACGAUUGGUUUACUAAAACAAGAAGAAAUACCGGCGUGUGUGAUUGAAGCGUGCGAGGAAUUAAAAAUGAACGAAAUAUCAACUGACGAUACUGAGAGCAAUAAUGUAGAUGACGAAAUAGUCACUGACGGUCCAGAAACGGAUCAAAUCGUUAAUCGAACGACAGAAGACGUUACACCAAUAAACACCUACACGCGGCACGAAGAGCUAAACCAAAAACUCAGCAUCAAAGUCGAAGGCGGUCAAAGUGAGAUGAGCGUGAACGCUGGCACUAGAGCUGAUGAAGCUGAUCUGCGUGAAGCCAACGUCGACAAUGUCAGUAAUGCCGACGCCACAGACGCCGGAAUAAAUGUGAAGACAGAACAUUUCACAUACGGCGAUUUCAAUAAGGACUGCCCAAAGAGUCAACUAGUUAUAAAACAAGAAUAUGACGAUAUAUAUUCCGAGGGUGUUUCUCAAAGCAGUGAUUGCUCUAUAAAGAUUUUGUCGGUUGGUACUUUGAAAGAUGAACUAAAGCGCCAAGAAUGCGGGAUUCCAGAUUACAGUGACGCAGUCAAACUGGAGGCUACCGGAGAUGACUUCACUUCGUUCGAUUAUCCUAAUUACGAUGACAGCAUGGACAGCAAUGAGGCCGCAGCUUUUUGUAGAGUCGAAACUUGUCUCCAAGAAGACGGACAGAGGAUCGAACGUAAUCAGAUCUAUGAUGAUAAACAAGACUUGUAUAGAGUAAUCAAGGAGGAGGAACACUUGACGGUGACCGACACACAUAUAAUUUCCAACAAGCUCACCAACACGUCAUUGUACGCAAACCCCUAUGAUGUGCUGAUAAAAAGUAAAAAAGGAUUAGUCAUGGAAAUACGACCGAUGUCCGGGCGAAAUUUCGGUAUGAAAUCCGGCAACCCAGAAGAGAUAUUGCCAACAAUCGACAACUACGACGAUUACGAAGCUUUCCAAUUGAAUUCGAUCACCGGAGACGUUGCGUCUCUCGAGCAAGAAGCCUACGGCCUCCUGAAANCAAACCCCUAUGAUGUGCUGAUAAAAAGUAAAAAAGGAUUAGUCAUGGAAAUACGACCGAUGUCCGGGCGAAAUUUCGGUAUGAAAUCCGGCAACCCAGAAGAGAUAUUGCCAACAAUCGACAACUACGACGAUUACGAAGCUUUCCAAUUGAAUUCGAUCACCGGAGACGUUGCGUCUCUCGAGCAAGAAGCCUACGGUCUCCUGAAAGCUAAAACGAAGACGACACGCAGAAAAAAGCACGUUUGUCCGAAGUGCGGUAAUGCCUACGCAUCAGAAACAUGCCUGAAGAGGCACCUCAAAGUCCACGACACUAUUGAGAAGCAAACGAAAACUUCGGUGAAGAGACAAAAGGCUAAAAUCGAUAAUCAGAGUAAAAAAGUCGAUUCGCUGAAAUCGAGUAUCCGCAAGAAGAAGAAAAACGCUGUCAAUGAAACUAAAGUGGAAAAAAUCGACAUAGAACCAAUCGCGGAGAAGAAGACGGACAAAGAAGGCUACGUGUGCAUCUGCGGCGACGUUUUCCGGCGCAGGAUUCGUAUGGAGACCUGCAUGAGGUCGCACAACACGGACCCCGACGUGAGUCACGUCAAGUGCACGACUUGCUCGAAGAACUUCAAUAGCAAAGAGGAGUUGGCCUUCCACAGGAAACGAGUCCACAGGAAGCGGUUUCCUUGCAAGUUCUGCCCCACGGACUACGACACCGGGAAGGACCUAUUCGAACACCUGAAAAUCCACCGGCAAGUCCAAUUGACCGAGUUCAAGGUUAUAUCGGAGAUGGUCAACGGUAAGGAGAUAUUAAAGUGUUUUAUGUGCAAUAACUCUUUUAAGGAGCUACCUCAGCUGAAGCGUCACGUGAUGGAAGAUCACGUAGAGCCCUACUCGUGUAGGUACUGCAGAGCGGCGAUCCCUAAUAUUAUCGACUUCGCGAACCAUAUUAAAUCGUUUCAUCCCGAAGUCGAAGGUCAGUCACUCCUGGACGUUCUCGAGGCCUUCUCCAAAUUGGUGCAAGCUUGGAAAUGUGAGGAAUGCGGCAUGCAGUUCCACGAAGCAGAUAAACUGGCCCUGCAUCAGGCGGAGACUCACAACCCAGACUUAAGAGAGCAACUUCAGAUACAAUGUGAAGAUUGCCGGAGAGUGUUCGUUAGUCACAAGGGCCUACAGUCUCACAGGAGAGUGCAUCACAGCGUCGAAGUCGAGUCCGCGCCGCCUGAGGAGGCCGGGGUCAUGUGUGUGGAGUGCCGCAAGAUGUGCAAGGACAUGGAGGCGCUGACGUCUCACAUGAGGCUGCACUCGCCCGAGAGGAAAUUCCCCUGCAAGUUCUGUGAUUUCCGCUUCGCCACCGCGGAAAAGAGGAGAGUCCACCAGGAGCUACACACUGGCGACAUGAAGUACGUCUGCUUUAUAUGCGAGUACCAGUGCACGUCGGAGAACCGGUUGAAACUGCACAAACGAUCAGCCAAACACCAGAGCAUGAAGGAGUACCUGCUGUCUGGGGCCUCGCUGACCGAAGAGAAGCCCGCAGCGAGCGAAGAAAGGAAAAACAAGAAAGAGACAAGAUUCAAAAAGAGGAAGAAAGAAAGAGACAGAAGCGCGAACAGUGGGUCCUCUGUGAGCUCCGUGCUGUGCGAUGUGUGUGGUGACAAGUUUCCUAGCAAGAGCCUGAUGCUGGAACACAAACAGUCGCAUCCCUUCAUAGAGUUCCCCAACGAAGACAAACCCACUAGGAUAUUCUUCAAAUAUCACUAAACUUAAACUAAUGCAACAUUUGUAUAGUAGAGUAAGAACCCAGGGCCACCAGACGUCACGUAUUUUCUGACGAACGAAAUGUGGCCGAUUGCGUAGUGUUAGCAUCAGAAUUUACGUGAAGUUAGGUAA